This is a messenger RNA of Micropterus dolomieu (smallmouth bass), 2920 nucleotides long. RefSeq names its product collagen beta(1-O)galactosyltransferase 2b (gene colgalt2b). Gene Ontology annotation, molecular function: procollagen galactosyltransferase activity. The record is from RefSeq and is a predicted model, not a curated record. The transcript is spliced from 12 exons. Lineage: Eukaryota; Metazoa; Chordata; Actinopteri; Centrarchiformes; Centrarchidae. Bases 45 to 1892 code for a protein of 615 amino acids.
CUCUCGCUCAGUCUCGGGACUCACUGCGGAAUCUGGAAGCGAAGAUGCGGGCGGUCGGGGCUGUGGGAGUCGGUGUACUGUGGGCGCUGCUGGUGGCUCUGGUGCGCGGCGGCGUGUCGGAACUGGAGACGCGGGUGCAGGAGCCGCUCAGGGCCGAGUCCACUCUGCUGAAGCCGAAGGUUAUGAUCGCCAUUGUAGCUCGUAACGCGGCGCACAGCCUGCCACAUUACCUGGGCUGCAUCGAGAAGCUGGAGUACCCAAAGGAGCGCAUAGCGAUCUGGGCAGCAACAGACCAUAAUAUUGACAACACCACUGCCAUGCUGAGAGAGUGGCUGAAGAGAGCCCAGAACGUCUACCACUAUGUGGAGUGGAGACCCAUGGAGGAGCCAAAAUCCUACACAGAUGAGUGGGGUCCGAAGCACUGGCCUCCUUCAAGGUUCAACCAUGUGAUGAAGCUGAGACAGGCAGCGCUGAAGGCUGCCAGGGAACGAUGGGCUGACUACAUACUAUUUGUAGACAGUGACAACCUGCUGACCAACCCACGUGUGCUGAAUCUGCUGAUGGCUGAAAACAUGACCCUGGUGGCUCCCAUGUUAGAGUCUCGCUCGCUCUACUCCAACUUCUGGUGUGGCAUUACCCCACAGGGUUACUAUAAGCGAACCCCAGACUACCAGCCGAUCCGGGAGUGGAAGCGGCUCGGCUGUUUCCCUGUUCCCAUGGUGCACAGCACCUUCUUAUUAGACCUGCGUCGUGAAUCCAGCAGGGACCUGGCCUUCCACCCUCCUCACCCGGACUACAGCUGGGCAUUUGAUGACAUCAUGGUGUUUGCGUUCUCGGCACGCCAAGCAGGUGUGCAGAUGUAUGUGUGCAACAGAGAACACUACGGUUUCCUGCCCGUCCCUCUCAAAGCACAGCAGAAUGUAGAAGAUGAAAGGGAGAGUUUCAUACACACCAUCACGGAGGCUUUGAUUGACCACGACAUUGAGCCCUCUGAGCACCUGUACUCUUCGCCAUCACCACAGGACACGAUAGGCUUUGAUAAAGUUUUCCUGAUCAACCUGAAGCGUCGGCUGGACAGGAGAACCAGGAUGUUGAAAACAAUGGCUUCGCUGGGUCUACAUGCCACGCUGACAGACGCUGUGGACGGAAAGGCUCUCAAUUCGUCCCAGCUGCAGGCGCUGGGAAUAGAGAUGAUGCCGCACUACAAGGACCCUUACUCUGGCCGAGUCCUGACCCGAGGGGAGAUUGGUUGCUUCCUCAGCCAUCACUCUAUAUGGAUGCAGGUGUUAGAGUAUGGCCUCCAGAGUGUCCUUGUUUUAGAGGACGACGUGAGGUUUGAGCCCAGGUUUAAAAGACGGCUCCAGGCCAUAAUGGAUGACGUAGACAAAGCCCAGCUGGACUGGGACCUCAUCUACGUGGGGCGCAAGCGUAUGCAGGUGCAGCAGCCGGAGCAGUCCGUGGAUGGCGUAAACAACCUGGUUGAGGCCGACUACUCCUACUGGACACUCGGCUAUGCGCUGUCACAGCAAGGAGCCAGGAAGCUACUGGCUGCCAAACCCUUCACAAGGAUGCUGCCUGUUGACGAGUUCCUGCCCAUCAUGUUCAACAAACACCCUAACACUGAGUACAUGUCUCACUUUGAGCCGCGGGACCUGAAGGCCUUUUCCGUGGAGCCGCUGCUCAUCUAUCCCACGCACUACACAGGAGAGCCGGGCUACAUCAGUGACACGGAGACCUCCACCAUCUGGGACGACGAGGCCGUGGCCACGGACUGGGACCGGCAGCACGCCCGCAAGACAGCCCAACAAGGCAACAUCCGCCCUGUGGCACAGAACAGCGUCACUGGAGACUCACCGCCUCCUGCAGCUCGAGCCUCACGGGACGAACUCUGAUACAGAGACCUGAGACCGGGAGAGAAAGACUUGUGUUUACUACGUCGUGUACACACAGUGAAUGUCAUGUGUACACACACUUGAAAAGACACUUGAACUACAAGCGGACAUACUGUACAUUGAUUCACACAAACACACAGGUUUGUUCCUCUAUCCUCGUGGGGACAUCUCAUUGACAUAAUGCAUUCCCUAGCCCCUACCCUAACCUUACACACACACACACACACACACACACACACACACACACACAGGUGUCCUAAUGGAGAAAAGCAGAGUUAAGUUGUCAGUCAAAACUGCUGCCUGAUGAAGGGACACUAAGAAGAGGAUAAAGAGCCGAAUCUGGGACGAGGGCCAGUGGGCCUUUGACAAAAGCUUUAUUUAUUCCCCAUGUGCCUCCUCUGGACAUGUGGAGACGGCCACGGCCUGAUAAAACUUAAGCAACACAUGGAAGACAGCUAACAUUAUUUGCAGGAUGUGGGAGAAAAAAAUUAUUCCCACAAAUCAAUUUUGUUUUGUUGUUUAAGAAGAUGAUUGUUAUUUAAAAAGAACAGAUGUUUUUUUUUUUUAAUGGACAGGCGAGGAAUAAAGGAAUCUUAAAGCUGUCUGAAAACAAUUCUUAAAUGUGCGUGUGAAACUGUGUGUGUGUUUGUGUGUGCGUGUGUGUGUGUGUAUCCACGUGGACAUAUGCAUGUGUCGCAAUACUGAACAUAUGUAGGAGAAAGGAGGCUGGCAUAAUGUACCCAAGAGUGUCACUGCUUCAGAUGAUGUCAGGCACACACACACACACACACACACACACACACACACACACACACACACACACAGAGUACAGCCCUUCAGCAUGGCAGUAAUGGAUGUGAUUAAGCUCAGUGUUUUUAUCAUUGCAGAUAUCUCACUUGCACAGCGGGCUGGUCCUGCUAGUUAGCGUUUCAGCGCAUCGGUCAUACAUCACACAAAGCCUGUAGGAUGUAUAAUAUGCAAUUCUGUCCACGUUAGAGCGCUGCUUUCAGAAUUGACAUGUGCUAAAU